Melampsora larici-populina 98AG31 is the source of this 633-nucleotide messenger RNA. RefSeq lists its product as uncharacterized. NCBI's taxonomy places the organism in Eukaryota, Fungi, Basidiomycota, Pucciniomycetes, Pucciniales, Melampsoraceae. The transcript has 5 exons. Bases 1 to 633 code for a protein of 210 amino acids. The record is from RefSeq and is a predicted model, not a curated record. Gene Ontology annotation, molecular function: thiosulfate-cyanide sulfurtransferase activity. Gene Ontology annotation, cellular component: mitochondrion.
AUGUUCACUUCCCGAUCAAUCACUACACCCUUCCGCCAACUCUCAUCAAUCAAACCACUCACCAAGUCAAGUACUCUGCAAUCCGGAUUCCGAAUCUCUAAACCUCGAACCUUUUCAAGAGAUAUGAUGAAUGUAAGAACGUUUAUGAGUACGAAUUGUAUUUAUCAAUCUGAAUCAAAGGAUCAAAGUUCAAUUAUCAAUUAUCGAGAGUUGAAACCAUUAACGUUAACUCCUAGUGAUGAUGUUUUAUUAAUCGAUGUAAGAGAAAUUGAAGAAGUAGUACAAGGAAACAUACCAUCAUCAGUAAACUUACCAUUAUCUUCAUUAGAAAAAUCAUUAGAAUUACAUUCAGAUGAGUUUAUUAAAUUUAAUGGGUUUCCUAAACCUAAUUCGAAUCAAAAGAUUAUCUUUUAUUGUAGAUCUGGUCAUAGAUCUCAUACUGCUAUGGAAAUUGCUAAACUUAAAGGAUUUAAAAAUGUUAAAAACUACAAAGGAUCUUGGAGCAUUGUUUUAGUGAAUGCAAUUCAAGGCUAUGUACCAGCGAUGUGUUUAUCAUAUGAAGUGCUCUCUGUUCACUUCUCUCUCUUACCUUUGUGCUACGGUCUACCUCAUAAGCCGCCCACAGCACAAUGA